AUGAUAUUGAUUCUAGCUUAUAAUGAAUAUAUAAUUGAUUUAACCUAAAAAUAUGUAUUAAUUUCUCAUUAUUUAGGUAUCUGAAUAUUCAGUCAUUAAUAAAUGUUGUUCACUUGAUUAAUUAAAAUUGAAUAGAACUGUAUCUUUAAAGAAACAAUAAUCAAUGCCAGAACAUUCUGAAGACAUAUAAGCAUGUUUAUUAAGGCUAUUUUAUAAAGGUUUAAGUAUCUUUAGUGGUCAUAAGAGUGCUGGUUACUAUAAUUAUGUUACCAACUAAAAAUUUAAAUUAUGCUAUAACAAUUUAAUGGCCAUAGUUGGAGAUUUUCCUUUAACCUGUAUAAUUAUGGCAUUGCUCUAAAAGAAUCAAUAAUAUGAAAUUAAAUAUUCUACUAAAAUAGAUGAUAUUAUGAUACCAUAAUUGGCUCCUAAAGAAUUUGUUAAAGAAUACAAACUAUAAUUUAUAUAACGAUAAUCCUUGCAUUUGAAUGAAAUCAACUUUAAUGGCAUAGGUUAAGUUCUGUUUAAUGAAUUAUGGAAACAUUAAUCAGGUCCUCAAUUAUCUUAGGAUUGUAUCUUACAACCUAAUAUUGAGAUGAAUUGUAUUACAGUUUUAUAUGAUCCUAAUGUGGCUAAAAAGGAGAUAAUAGAAUAGGAAUUGAAUAGUAAAAUUAAAGAAUUGUAGAAUUUUUAUAGAAAUUAAGUCAAAGAAAUACCAUAUGAGAAUGAUUCUAAAUUUAUAAUGCAAGCGUAUAAAUAUAUAAUUAAUAUAAUAGUGGUGGAAGUAUGAAGGAUUGGAUUGAAAAAAGUGCUUAUAAGACUUUCUUUAUAGAAGGUUUACCUUUAGAUAUAACUCAGGAAUUGUUACAAGAAUUUUUGUCUGAAGUGAUGAUUUCAGAAAUGAAAUUGUAUAAAGAAGGUGAUAAAAUUACAGCCAGAAUAUCUCUUUAAGAUCAUGAUGAUUUACUAUAUUGUUUGGAAAAUAUUAAAGUAUAUAAAGAUAAUCAAUUGAAAGUUUAUACUUAACAAGAUCAAUUUGAAUAUAAUGAAGAAAAACUACUUUUCAAUGAACAUUAUAAAGUAAUUAUCACUUGGAAUUUACAUUUAAACAAAGGUACUGCUAUAGUUAAAUUGAAUGCUCCAUAUAUAUUUAAUUCUGAAGAUUUUGAAACGAUUUAACAUAUGACAUAUAAAAUGAAUCUCAAGAGUGUUUAUGAGGAUGAGUAAUCAGUUAUGGCUGAUUUAAAAUAAUAAUGCAAAGAUAUUGAUAUCAAAUCAGUUUUAAUAGAUAAACAAUUAAGAUAUGAAAAUAAUGGGGAUCUAUAAUUAGAAAUACAAAAAUUAUUAUAGAAUAUUCCUUAAGAUUAAUAUAAAAUUGAAUCAAUUACUAAAUAACAUUGUAAAAGAAUUUUGUAGCUCAUAGUUUAUGAUAAAAAUAUUAUGGAAUAAUUUAUUCUUUUAAAUAAUCAGAUUAAAUAAUUUAGAGGAUUGAAAGUAUAAUUAAAAGUAAAACCUGUUUAUUAUCAUGAUUAUGAAGGACCUAUUGAAAUGAAAUAAAUAGUAGAGGAAAUUUUUGAUGAAAAGAAGAUUGAACUUGGUUAAUAUACAAUUACAAUUGAUGAUGAAUUUAAAAGAGUGAAAGUUACUAUUUAAUGUUGGAGUAAAUAAGAUCAUGAAUAAUUGAAUAAAGAAAUUUAAGAUGCUUUUACUCCAAAAAUCAUUAAGUCUUCAUAAGAUUUUGAUAUUACAGUUUUAUUUAGUUAAUCUGGUACAAGAUUUCUUAAAUUUUAAGAAGAAUCUUUAUAAAUUUUAAUUAGAUAAGAUUUUAUUAAUAAUCAAUUAUUUGUUAAUAGCUCUUUUAUUAAAUACAAUUAAUUAGUAAAUGCUAUUAAAUAAUUUGUUUCAGAUUGUUCAAAAAGUAUUAUAUAAAUCCCUAAAAAUUGUAUAAGAUUGAUAAUGGGAAAUGAUUCUCAAGGAUUAAAUGAAAUAAAGAAAAAUUUUGACUUAAAGAGUGUUAAAUUCAAUAGUAUUUCAGGUGAAUUACAAUUAUUUGGUGAUCAGAAGAAUCUUGAUGCAGCUAUCAUAUCAAUUAGUGAAAUUAUAUCUUCAUAAUAAUAAUAAGAUAAACCUAUCAAUGCAUUAACUUGUAAUUAUUGUUUUGAUAAUAUGAAAAAUGGAUAUAUGUUAUAAGGUUGUGGACAUAAGUUUUGUCUAUAAUGUAUAAUGUUUAGUAUUCAAAAUUCAUUAGGAGAUAUGACUUAAUUACCAAUUAAAUGUCCAUAAUGUAAUCAAGGUAUACUUUUAGCUGAUUUGUAUAUUUUAAUUGAUGAACCAAGUUGGGAAAAAUUAAUAAAAUUAUCCAUAAAUAAAUGUAAUUAAUUUAUUAAAAUAAUAUUAGAUUUAUAGGAUCAUGCAGCAUAAAUUGCUUUUUGUUUGACUCCAAAUUGUCCAAUAAUUCAUUUCUAAAAGAUACCAAGAUAUACAUGUAAAAAAUGUUAGAAACAAUAUUGUAAUUCAUGCAGAGUAUAUAUAUAUAAUUAUUAUUCAAUAGACAGCAUAUCAUUAUGGAUAAACAUGUAGAGAAUUCAAAGCUGGUAAUGAAGAUUCUAUUAAUAUAUAUAUGAAGAAGAAUGAUGUAAGAAGAUGUCCUCAUUGCAAAAUAUUGAUAUAAAGAAUUGAUGGUUGUUAUAGAGUUACUUGUACAGGAUGUAAAAAGAGUAUUUGUUGGAAAAAUAAAGCAGAUGGUACACCAUGUAUGGCAAUUUUUGAAACAUCUUCAGAAUGUUAUUCACAUUUAACCAAAGAACAUGGUGGAUAUUGGUGAUAUGAAC
Messenger RNA from Paramecium primaurelia, 2828 nucleotides. The record is from the annotation of a GenBank genome assembly. NCBI's taxonomy places the organism in Eukaryota, Ciliophora, Oligohymenophorea, Peniculida, Parameciidae.